Messenger RNA from Balaenoptera acutorostrata (minke whale), 1833 nucleotides. It is a transcript of the gene SLC75A1, whose product is annotated as major facilitator superfamily domain containing 10. The transcript is spliced from 13 exons. Gene Ontology annotation, molecular function: transmembrane transporter activity. Bases 166 to 1536 code for a protein of 456 amino acids. The record is from RefSeq and is a predicted model, not a curated record. Gene Ontology annotation, cellular component: brush border membrane. Gene Ontology annotation, biological process: transmembrane transport. Lineage: Eukaryota; Metazoa; Chordata; Mammalia; Artiodactyla; Balaenopteridae.
GACUGGGAGACGCGCCCACUUCCGGGCGGGCGUGGCGUGGUCGGCGUGCGUAGCCCGCUCGCCGGUCCAUUCCGCUUUCGUUCGUCCCUCAGUCUGUCUCUGCGGAGCGUAGACCCCACAGACCCGCCACACGCUCAGCCAGGCCGGAUCGGAGCGGCCCCCAUCAUGGGCUGGGGAGCCGGCGGGAGCUGCACCCCGCGCCCACCCAUCCGCCAGCAGCCGGCACCCGAAACCCGAGUGGUCGCUGUGGUCUUCCUCGGCCUCCUGUUGGACCUCCUGGCCUUCACCUUGCUGCUGCCCCUGCUACCUGCGCUGCUGGAGCGCCACGGCCGUGUGCAGGAUCCUCUCUAUGGCUCGUGGCAGCGCGGGGUGGACUGGUUUGCUGCAGCCAUUGGGAUGCCAGCCGAGAAGAGGUACAACACCGUCCUGUUCGGAGGUCUGAUUGGCUCCGUCUUCUCCCUCCUGCAGUUCCUCUUGGCGCCCCUCACGGGGGCCGUCUCUGACUGCCUGGGGAGGCGCCCGGUGCUGCUGCUGUCCCUGGCAGGCUUGGCCACCUCGUAUGCCGUGUGGGCCGCUUCGAAGAGCUUUGCGGCCUUUCUGGUCUCCAGGAUAAUUGGGGGCAUCAGCAAGGGGAAUGUCAGCCUCUCCACCGCCGUUGUCGCCGACCUGGGCUCGUCUCCCGCCCGCAGCAGGGGCAUGGCAGUCAUCGGGGUGGCCUUCUCUUUGGCCUUCACGCUGGGCCCCAUGCUCGGCGCCUCCCUGCCCGUGGAGACGGCGCCCUGGUUGGCCCUGCUCUUCGCGGUCUCCGAUCUGCUGUUCAUCUUCUGCUUCCUGCCGGAGACGCUGCCCCCAGAGAAGCGGGCACCGUCCAUCACGCUGGGGUUCCGAGCUGCUGUUGACCUGCUCAGCCCCCUGGCCCUGCUCUGCUUCUCAGCCGUGGCACGUGGCCCGGACCCGCCCACCGGAGUCAGGCUGGGCAGCCUGCGCCUGCUGGGCCUGGUCUACUUCCUCUAUCUUUUCCUGUUCUCGGGCCUGGAGUUCACGCUGAGCUUCCUCGUGCACCAGCGCUUCCAGUUCAGCAGCCUAGAGCAGGGAAAGAUGUUCUUCUUCAUCGGCCUCACCAUGGCCACCAUCCAGGGCGCCUACGCCCGGCGGAUCAGCCUUGGCGGGGAGAUCGCAGCUGUGAAGCGGGCCAUCCUGCUGCUCAUCCCCGCCUUCCUCCUCAUCGGCUGGGGGCACACGCUGCCCGUGCUGGGCCUGGGCCUGCUGCUCUACUCCUUCGCCGCUGCCAUCGUGGUGCCCUGCCUGUCCUCCGUGGUCGCCGGCUACGGCUCUCCCGGGCAGAAGGGUGUGGUCAUGGGCACGCUGCGGAGCCUGGGCGCCCUGGCCAGGGCUCUGGGGCCCACGGUGGCCGCCUCAGCGUACUGGCUGGCCGGGGCCCGGGUCUGCUACACCGUGUGCGCGGGGCUCUUCCUGCUCCCCUUCUCCCUCCUGCGGAAGCUGAGGCCUCCGGCAGGGACGCUCAAGGCCGAGUAGCUGAGCCACCCCUACCCCAGAGCCGGGCAGCUGACGCAGGGAGUGGGAGGCCUGAGCCAGGACGGCUCCCCGCUGCCUGCCUGACCCCUCGCUCCCCGCCCCCCAGCCCGGGGCUCAACCCGGGGAGGCCCAGGACUCGCACUUGUGCCUGUGACACUCCUGUGUGGACCUGCCUGCCGGGAUCAGACUGCAAAACCUUCCAGGCUUUCUGUUCUCUUGUCUUUUAUACUCAGCGACACACAGGGUAUAUCAGCCAAGUCUCUGAAUGACCAAAUAAAGCAGCUGUUUUGUAUCAAG